AUGAGUGACUUUAAUGAUCGGGGACAGCUGGUCAAGCGCAAGUACAAGGACUGGGCAGGACCAGGCCUGGGACACUGUGACAAUGAUAAGAUGUCCAAGGCUGUUGAACCAUCCCAGCAGCCAUCGAAGGCCAAGGCACCGCCACUUCCCACGGAAGCGCUGUCGAAAGAUGAGAAGGUUACUUCCACUGGCCUGGCUGCUGAGACACAAGCCGCGCGACUGGUGGCCCUCUUCCGGCGCCUCUGGGAAUUAUAUAUCACGCAGAAUGCCAAGAGCUCGCGCCUUGAGAAGGAAAUCAGUCAGAUGCAGAUCACCCACACCUGCCUCGUUAAUGAAAACACCCAGUUAAACUGUCACUGCCGGGACGAGGAGGCCUGCUUGUGCCAUUUUCGAGCAGUAAUCCAAAAACUACAGAAAGAUAUAAUUAACGUGGUUAAAAAGUGGGAGAAUUUCCAGAUGACGGAGGCUCCGGCAGCGGGCGGUGCGGAGAAACCGACGCAGGAGAAGGAGGAUGUGGCAGUUAUUAUGUCUGCGGUGCCUGCCCAAGAGGACUAA
Messenger RNA from Aspergillus vadensis CBS 113365, 555 nucleotides. RefSeq lists its product as uncharacterized. The coding region runs from base 1 to 555 and encodes 184 amino acids. NCBI's taxonomy places the organism in Eukaryota, Fungi, Ascomycota, Eurotiomycetes, Eurotiales, Aspergillaceae. The record is from RefSeq and is a predicted model, not a curated record. The transcript is spliced from 3 exons.